AUGAACCAAAGCAGCAAGGCAUCAAAGCAGCCACAAAUCGAAGAAGUAGCCAUGCCCAUUCCAAAGGACGACCCACGAGUGGCUCUGGUCAAGACUUCCUUCGUCAUCUACGAGCAUGUAGAUCUUGCCAAAGCUGAACAAUUCCUCCUGGACUUUGGCCUUCACGUCGUCCAACGCAGCGAGGGCGGUGACGAAAUAUAUUUCGCCGGCUAUGGACCGGAUCCGUUCCUCUAUCUCGCCAGAAAAUCAAGCACACCCGGCGAGUCGAAGUUCUGUGGUGCUGCAUAUCUGGUCGAAAGCCGAGAUGAUCUCGAGAAAGCUUCUCGUAUACCAGGCGCGUCCGAAAUCCAGUCAAUGAGUGCCAUGCCAGGAGGAGGGGAAAUGUUGACUUUGCAUGAUCCGAGCGGCAUUCCAGUGCACCUUGUGCAUGGUCAGGAUCAGAAACCGACAGAGGAGAUGAAGCUGCAGAAGCUUGUGAUCAAUUUCGAAGACGAGAAGCCACGGAAAGGCAGGUUUCACCGCUUCAAGCCAGGACCCGCACCAGUACACAAAUGGGGCCACUACGGCGUCACUUAUACUGCGCCAGUGACCUAUCAGAUCAUGUUCGACUGGUACACCACGCAUCUAGCAUUGGCGCCUUCUGACAUCGUCUUUCGCGGUGAGGAACCAGUAACUACAUUCUUCCAUAUCGAUCGUGACGAGGAGUAUACGGACCACCAUGCCUUCUAUUUCAAGCCUGCGAAGCCGGGCCAGAAGCCAACUGUCUCUCACUCAGCAUUCGAGGUACACGAUAUCGACAUUCAGCAGUUAGGCCACGACUAUCUUACGUCAAAGGGCUACAAGCUCUGCUGGGGCGUUGGAAGGCAUAAGCUUGGAAGUCAAGUGUUCGACUACUGGUUUGAUACCAGCGGGUUCAUGUUGGAGCACUAUGCUGAUGGAGAUUUGGUCAACAAGGAUACACCAGUAGCACAUGAGCAGAGUGGGCCGACUACACUAUCAAUGUGGGGACCUCCUGUGCCCGAGGAAUUCUGA
This is a messenger RNA of Cercospora beticola, 1032 nucleotides long. RefSeq names its product 2,4,5-trihydroxytoluene oxygenase. The record is from RefSeq and is a predicted model, not a curated record. NCBI's taxonomy places the organism in Eukaryota, Fungi, Ascomycota, Dothideomycetes, Mycosphaerellales, Mycosphaerellaceae.